Messenger RNA from Callorhinchus milii (elephant shark), 704 nucleotides. Its product is annotated as ARL14 effector protein-like. NCBI's taxonomy places the organism in Eukaryota, Metazoa, Chordata, Chondrichthyes, Chimaeriformes, Callorhinchidae. The transcript is spliced from 3 exons. The record is from RefSeq and is a predicted model, not a curated record. Bases 56 to 520 code for a protein of 154 amino acids. Gene Ontology annotation, cellular component: intracellular membrane-bounded organelle.
UGAGGCGAGCAUUUCUUCUCAAAAUGGAACCACCUCCUUUGCUAAAAAUUAUUCCAUGAAAGACAGAAAGCAAGUUGUGGAAGAGGAAAAUGUGGCUGAAGCUGAAACCCGAAAGAAAAUGAAACAAAUAGAACGUCAACUAAGGUGCUUAACAUUUCGAAAUCCUGGUCCUUUGGUAGCUGAUUUCAACCCUGAGACCAGACUGCAGACAAAGAGAGCUCGCAGGACAAAACUGAGGCAGCUCGUCUUUGAAAAGAAAGCUGAUGGGCAGAGAAAAUAUGACCAAGCGGGCAAGCUCCUUCUCUGUGGUACAGACCUAUGUGACUGUCUAAAUGCAAACUGUUCUGGCUGUUUCUAUCCCUGCCCCAAGUGCAGCUCUUGGAAAUGUGGUCCUAAAUGCCGAUGUAACAGAAAAUGGAUCUAUGAGCAAAUUGAAACUGAAGGAAGUGAUGCAGUGCAGAUGUUCCCAAACUUUGAUUCAAAUGGAAUAUGUUCUGAUUUGAAUGACUUUAUACAAUAAUGUGAUUUAAAAGGUUUUAAAAGUGCCUUGGGACAUCCUUCUGAUAUGAAAGGAGCUAUACAAAUGCAAUUUGUUGUUGUUUUCUAUGUUUAGUACAACUGAUGGCUGAUAGUUUAAGUAUAAAUUAAUUUACGGGAUCCCUUCCAAUUUUUUUUCUGACUGUAAUAUAAUUCUAGUAUGUAUG